AUGAAGGAGGAGGACCUCUUGAAUGACUCAAAUAGAGCUCCAGAUCGAGGCGUCAACAAGCCUUGGGCCUCCCCGCCUCGAGUCCCUGCACGACACAGCCCAACUUCGAAUCCUACUGCUAAAUCCGUCUCUACCACCAAUUGCGCUGUCUUCGAGUCUGAAGCUAUGUCUGUCGGUGAUAUCAACGACAGAGUCUCUGACGAAUCUUGGGAACCAAUCAACAAUGGACUCCGCAACGUCCUCUUCCCCAGUCAAACAGCAUCCGCGGAGCACGCCAUUCAGUCAAAAGAAGCCUUGGCUACCGAAGAUAUCAACGACAAUGCUUCCGACAUCUCCUUGGAGCCCAUUGAAGGAGGCCUGGAUAGUUUGUUCGCCACUUCCUCAACUGUAAAGACAAAAUCUAGGUCGAAGAGAAGGUCUAAGCGCAACAAGAAGAAGGCUCACACGCCAGCUAUCGAGAAUUCUCUCUAUACAAUCCUCAAGAACAUGGCAGCCGGGAAGCCAGCACCACCUCUCAAGUCAGGAGACGAAGCUCUUCUUGACUGGACCUCUGGUCUUUUGGCAUCGAUCUCGGUCACCAGCAAUACAUCCGCACCACCUGAUCCAGCUGAUACAAACAACGAUGAUUUGGUAGUCAGCUAUGCCAGUGACCUUCUUACUUCAAUUCCUGUCUGUUCUAGCACGAUUGAGUCUGGCCAAGCACAAAACCAAGUCAAUGGCGCUGGUGGCAGCAAUAACAAGAGUAGCGUCUCGUCGAAUUUCCAAAAUAUCUUCGGCACACCACCAGACAUCGAUAGCUACAAGUCCAAGUCUAACACUCCAAAAAUUCUGACGAUGUUCCACAAAUCAAAAGGAAGGAAGAAAUCUCAGAAGAAGUCGACUAAUAAUAUUAAUAGUAUGGACGACGACGCACUUUUCCAGUAUGCCAUGCAGCUGUCGCUUAUCGAGCAGGCUGAGAAGGAGUCCUUGUCUGACACGAGAGUCAAUAAUUGGGGUUCUACUGAUGGAAAACAGGCGUCAUAUGCGAACAAUAGCCAGGUUAACAGCCACUUGACUUCAGCUUCGAUACCUGUUCUUUCAGCCCUACAUCGCAUCAGUGAACUGAAGGCAACCGAGCGAAAAUAUUCUGCAUUCACUAGCGCCAAUGUUUCGUUCGGUAAAUUGACAAAGACAACAGGCGAGUCUACUUCAUACAAAAAGUCAGAGCACAACCCCAACAAAGUUGGAAACAAGGCGGCGAUCUCGACCGAGAGCAAAACCACAGAAAAAAUGGACAUCGACAUGUCGUUUGCUGCGAUGGAUCACAACUCUCCACUUGGAGCCAAGGACGGCAGUGAGAAGGGUACCUCAGCUUCACCAAACGCGCUUCUAAACCAAAACAACGCACAAGCUACCCACUCGCUCGUCCUUAAGGAGACUAUCAACUCAGCACCACCUCAGAUAUCCGCUCCCCUCGCUCAAAACCUUGCUCUCGCACCACCAACUUCCACAAACACUACAAUAGAUAUCUCACGCUCUCUCUCCGCCCUCACAAUGGAUCCCAACUUCCCCCACCCGCCCUUCAAGUUCACCAGGCUCCCCUUUACAGUCCGCAACUCAAUCUACAAGCUCCUCGUUCUCUCACCUUACUAUUACCGCACCACCUCCCCACGCAACCGCCGCGAGCGUCGCACAAACCCACACACCCCGUCCGCCCACACCUCCGUGUUCCUCGUCAACAAGCUCAUCUCCGCCGAAUCCCGCGCGAUCUUUUACACCUACAAUGUCUUCACGAUCGGUAACGGCCGCUGGGGCUGUACCCUCGAACCCAACUUGCACGGAUUCCAGACCUUCGCGAGUAUUGUGCCAGACCAGUUCAAGUCGAUGAUUAGACUAAUGGAGAUGAGGAUCGCUGUCCAUAAAGCCUGGCUGAGCACGUAUUUUCAGGGCGAUGAUAGAGAUUUCGAGGAGUUGAGAUUGCAGGAGAAGUUGGAUGGUCUGGGUGACCUAUUGAAAGCAGAGUUCCGGGGCAUAACGCGUGUGGCGAUCGAGUUUUACCUUCCAAGCGGGCAUUAUGCCUGGGGUUCUCCAGCCUAUUGGAGGGAUAAGGUGACCAGUGCUGUUAGUCGAGAGGAGAAACUCAGUUCCCUUUACGGCUUGAUCGACCUACCCCUCCUCGAAUAUUUCCACAUCCACCACACAGGUCCCUUGGACGUCAUUGUUGAAUUCUCAAACAUAGCCAAUGAUGUUAUCUUCAAAAACAAAGCCGAAGGUCGUGUUGCCUACAAUAUCGGAGAGCAGCUUUACACAGUGCAAGAGGAGCAGGCUGGAGUUCAGCUUGAGGAAGGUGAGAUCUUGGAGGAGGACAAGAAGGACAACAAGACUGAGUGUAAGCACGAUGAGAUUCAGGAGGCUGAUGAUCAGAUUUACAUGAAGGAGAUCGAAUAUGCUGAUGAGGGUGGCAAUGACGGUAGGAGUGGAUGA
Molecule: messenger RNA, 2463 nt
Organism: Cadophora gregata
Lineage: Eukaryota; Fungi; Ascomycota; Leotiomycetes; Helotiales; Ploettnerulaceae
Exons: 2
Coding region: 1-2463 (820 amino acids)
Source: RefSeq, a predicted model, not a curated record